AAAUGAUCUUCAGAAUUCGCGUUUCUGUGGUGAUCGAGCACAAUGAACACAACGGGGACGCUCCUUGUUGUUGACGAUCCUCCCCCUACACGCGUGCAUGGUUUGUGAUCGAGGAUUGAGUGUGCACGUGAGCUUGACAGUGGAAUGCCACGGGUGAUACACUAUCUUGACUAACCGUAAGUAGUUGGUCAUACCAGCCAAUAAGCUAAGAUCGGGUGGGCUCAGCGUGGGCGAAAGUGAUAAUAGACGGUGGAGGAGGAGACAAUAUCAACGGUUACGAACUUCAGUUGAAAUUGAUCGUUCAGCAAACGAGCUCUAGCAGUUCCUCUUUCGCUUCAAGGAAGGAAGCAGGUAUGGAACUGUUGAUGCGAAAUCAGUUGGAUGGACCUGACGAACUGCCCAACUUCUACCACUUGGCCGGCUAUCAACAACCGCAGUUAGCAGUUCAUCCUCAGCACAAUGCUGUGUACCCUGCCAAUUACAUGGUCGGAAAUGGCUUCUGUAUUUACUCAACUGAUCGCUUCUUGCAUGCCCCUAGUUAUUCGCACUGUGCACAGAACGUUGUUGCGGCAUCAGCAGCAUCACCGUUGUCUGCGUUACUGCCACCGCCUUUGAGCUGGCCAAGUGACGAUAUUCAAUCUAGUGGUAGUGAGACGUCAAUCCUCGACAGUAUCGUUGAUGAACUCGAAACGGAACAGAUAGUGAACAACUUUCUGGACGAUGCCGUUGAGAAUUUUCCUGACGUUCUUCCUGACUUGGAUUUGGAUGCGUAUCUCGAUGCGACUAUACCGUCGAUCACACGUCCUCCACCACCUCUCCUCCUAGCGACAACACAUCAGCCUGCAGAAUCAGCGCAAUGCCUGCCACCUCGAUUCGAAGCGAUGGUAAACAUCAAGCAGGAGGAUGCGGGGGAGAUGGCUUCAUCGUGCCGCGAACAAGUCGACACUAAACCUGGCGCCAAAAGAAAACGCCAACGCAGCGCUGCAGCUCGUCGUGCUUCACUAGCAAGUACAGGCAGCUCACCGGGCACUCCGUCGUCGGAUGACGGCAGCGACGGCGUUGCCGUCAACUCGCGUUCUCGCCACAUCGACCGCGAAUCGAAGCUGCAUCGCUGCGACUAUCCUGGAUGCGACAAAACGUACACGAAGAGCUCGCAUCUCAAGGCUCAUCUACGGCGGCACACAGGUGAAAAACCGUUCGCUUGCACUUGGGAAGGAUGCGGAUGGCGAUUCUCGCGUUCUGAUGAGCUCGCACGGCAUCGGAGAUCUCAUUCGGGUGUGAAACCGUUCCAGUGUGGAGUGUGUCAGAAGCGUUUCUCUCGCAGCGAUCAUUUGUCUAAGCACCUGAAAAUUCAUCAAAACGGACGCUCCAGAUCGCGGACCAAGUCGAACGCUUGACGUUUUGUGCAAGUGCGGACGGUAAUAAAUAGUGAUGUCUGUAUGUCUGUACUGUAUGAUCAAGUUUUGAUAGCCUUUCACACCCUCAGCUUUACGAUGGAAGAGAAGAGUGUACCGACCUAUUUACGGGACGGGAUAUCACUAUUUUGUAAAGAACUUGAAGUGUUUAGCUUAGUUCCCUACAGUGCCUAGUAGAGACUACAAAUAGAAAUGGUGCUAGUCGCCUUUUUCUUGACUUUUUGAAAGGCGUUUUGUGUUUAGAUAUAGAGAUAGAUUAGAAGUGUAUUUAUAAGGUGGUGAUUUUUUGACGAGCUAGUAGUUUUAGUGAUGUCUUUUAAGCUGCUCUUGUUGUAUGAAACGGCAUACUGAUGUAACAUCAUGUAUGUUUUCUUUCACUA
Messenger RNA from Corticium candelabrum, 1795 nucleotides. Its product is annotated as Kruppel-like factor 3. Gene Ontology annotation, molecular function: DNA-binding transcription factor activity, RNA polymerase II-specific; RNA polymerase II cis-regulatory region sequence-specific DNA binding. NCBI's taxonomy places the organism in Eukaryota, Metazoa, Porifera, Homoscleromorpha, Homosclerophorida, Plakinidae. The record is from RefSeq and is a predicted model, not a curated record. The transcript has a single exon. The coding region runs from base 354 to 1397 and encodes 347 amino acids. Gene Ontology annotation, biological process: regulation of transcription by RNA polymerase II.